Molecule: messenger RNA, 1761 nt
Organism: Larimichthys crocea (large yellow croaker)
Lineage: Eukaryota; Metazoa; Chordata; Actinopteri; Sciaenidae
Gene: nmur3
Product: neuromedin U receptor 3
Exons: 3
Coding region: 278-1552 (424 amino acids)
Biological process (GO): neuropeptide signaling pathway
Cellular component (GO): plasma membrane
Molecular function (GO): neuromedin U receptor activity
Source: RefSeq, a predicted model, not a curated record
CGUGGCUGCAGUUCCCAUCAUCCUCUGUGGACCCUCCGUCUGCCUCGUCUUUCUCUUUUAAAAAAUAAGAAGAAGCGCGUCAAAUAACAUUUAUUCAUUUGAUUUUUUUUAUUUAUUUCCUCGUCUCGUGUGCUGCUUGUUUCUUCUAUUUCCAAUAAUGAGAGCGCGUUAUAAGAAGCGUGUUGCAGACCAGCAGCGUCAAGCAGGCCCCCAGUGUUGAUCAGAACCAGAAAUCAUCGCAGGAUGUGAUCAUCUCCUGCCAGUUUUCCUCUCUGAAAUGGAGCUCACUUUGCAGGGUUCCCCUUCAAACAUAUCUAAACUGUUCCACAAUACCAGCCUGUCACUAAAUGCCACUGGGAAUUACACCAGUGACCAAUUCACUGAAGUCAACCUCUCUGAAAUCCUGGGUCCAAAACGAUCUCCCUUCUUCCUCCCUGUGACCAGCAUUUACCUUCUCAUCUUCCUCACCGGCUUGUGUGGAAAUCUGCUUACAUGUGCAGUGAUAGCGCGGCACAAGAAGAUGCGAAACCCCACCAAUCUCUACCUUGUGAGCCUGGCUGCAUCAGACCUCCUCAUGCUUUUAUUCGGGAUGCCCCUGGAGAUUUACGACCUGUGGCAGAAUUACCCCUUCCCCUUUGGCGAGAGUGGCUGUUACUUCAAGACCUUCCUCUUCGAGACGGUCUGCUUCGCCUCAAUUCUCAAUGUCACAGCUCUGAGUGUGGAGAGGUACAUAGCUGUGCUCCACCCCCUCAAAACACGUUAUCUGUCAACUAACCAUCAUGCCAAGCGGGUCAUCAGCAUUGUGUGGGUGGUGUCCAUGAUCUGUGCCAUCCCCAACACCUCACUGCAUGGCAUCUUUUACCUGCCAGAGAGGAUGGAGGAGUCGGCUAUUUGCACAGUACUGAAGCCCCUGUGGAUCUAUAACAUGGUCAUGCAGAUCACAACUGUAUGCUUCUAUUUUGUGCCCAUGAUGGUGAUCAGUGUGCUGUACCUGGUGAUGGGUCUUCAUUUGGGCAGAGAAAAGCAGCAGCCCAACGGUAACCUGGGAAAGAACUGUGGCGGCAACACUCAAAGGAAGAUCAACGUGAACGGGCGCAGGAGACAAGUCAACAAGAUGCUUUCGAUCGUUGUCGCCGUGUUUGGAGUCUGCUGGGCGCCUUUCCACAUCGAGCGGCUCCUGUGGAGUUCCAUCAGCCAGUGGACCGAUUUGAUGCACAACAUUUAUCAGUACGUCCACAUCCUGUCAGGCAUCCUCUUCUACCUCAGCUCAGCAGUCAACCCUAUAAUCUACAGCCUACUCUCCACGCGGUUCAGGGAGUGUUUCCGAGAACUUGUGUGUUCCCAUGUGGAGGAUAAUAGCUUUGUCAGAGACUCGCCGCCAUUCCCUAAGAUCUUACCAGAUCCUUUUGUGUCAAGCACCAGAGCUCAGGCUGGGGGUAAGAACUUGAAUGCUUUCAUCCCUUUGCUGUCUCCUAACAUCACACUGAGCAUGGACACUGCAAUCCUCACAUGUGGAUGUAAAGACACAACCUGCAAGACCUCAGUGUUCUAACCGAUUUGAAUAAACUAACAAGCAUAAACUAAUUUAAAGGAAUAGUUUGGUCAAAUAAGCUUAUUCACUUCCUUGCUGGGAGUUCGAAGAGAAGAUUGAUACCACUCUCACAUCUGAUAAAUAUGAAGCUAGAUUGUUGGCUUAACAAAAGCCAACUAAAAACAUUUUUAAAUCUCAUUAUAGCACAUUCUAUUGUGUAUAUUAAUCUU